GAAUCUAGCACACUGACUGUGUGUUCAGAGUUGCAGUACACAUUGGAUUGUUUUUAAUUCCUGUUGCUGAGAGAGAAACAACUGGUGCAGUAAAAGCAAGAUUCCUGAUUGCAAAGCACUAGGCAAGUAUACCCUUUGAAACUGAAAACUCAGAAGAAGAACUGGAGACUGGCACUGAACAGGGUAAUUCUGCAGUGGUAAUUUGUUAAGAAGGAGAAACUUUGGGGGAGAUAAAGCAUGGCAGGGGCAAAAAGGAGAAAGAAAAGUGCAGUGUGGAGGAAGAUCCAUGCUCUUCGCUGUGAAGAUAUCAAACUGUGGUGUGUAAGAAGGCUGCCUAUUUUGAAGUGGGCACCCAGCUACAAUGUGAAGGAAAACUUGAUUCCUGAUACAGUCUCUGGGAUGAUGCUGGCAAUUCAACAGGUACCUCAAGGGCUGGCCUUUGCUGUUCUGUCUUCAGUCCAUCCAGUGUUUGGUUUAUAUGGCUCUCUCUUUCCUGUCGUCAUUUAUGCUGUGUUUGGAAUGGGACGCCAUGUUGCAACGGGAACUUUUGCUUUAACUUCCUUGAUAUCUGCCAAUGCAGUUGAACGUCUUGUUUCUCCAGCAAUCAACAAUUUCACUACAAGCAAUAAUUCGGGAGUCUUAGGUUUAUCGGAGUUUGAAAUGCAGAGGAUUGGAGUUGCUGCAGCGGUUUCAUUUUUAGGAGGAAUUAUUCAAGUAGCAAUGUUUGUGCUGCACUUGGGCAGCGCCACGUUCUUGUUGACGGAACCGGUGAUAAGCGCAAUGACAACAGGAGCAGCUACGCAUGUUGUGACUUCACAAGUCAAGUAUCUGCUGGGAAUGAAAAUGCCAUAUAUAUCUGGGCCCCUGGGAUUCUUUUAUAUUUAUGCCUACAUAUUUGAAAACAUCAACUCAGUUCAAUUAGAAGCUUUGCUUCUGUCCUUGGUAAGCCUGGUGGUGCUCGUUCUUGUUAAAGAACUGAAUGAAAAAUUUAAAAGAAAAAUUAAAGUCGUUCUUCCCAUCGAUUUAAUUCUGAUCAUUGCUACAUCCAUUGGCUGCUACUGUGCUGAUAUGGAAUACACGUAUGGCCUAGAAGUUGUGGGACAUAUUCCAGAAGGGAUACCAGCACCGAAAGCCCCAUCCCUGAACAUCCUCUCUGAAGUAGUUACUGAAGCUUUUGGAGUAGCGUUAGUUGGUUAUGUAGCAUCACUAGCCCUGGCUCAAGGCUCUGCUAAACAGUUCAAAUACUCUGUGGAUGAUAACCAGGAGCUUUUGGCUCAUGGCCUCAGCAAUGUGAUUCCUUCAUUUUUCUUUUGCAUACCAAGCGCUGCAGCGAUGGGACGUACUGCACUUUUAUAUAGCACCGGAGCAAAAACACAGGUGGCUUGCCUUAUAUCUUGUAUUUUGAUACUUGUGGUGAUCUAUGCAAUAGGACCGAUGCUAUACUGGCUGCCCAUGUGUGUUCUAGCAAGUAUCAUUGUUGUGGGUCUAAAGGGAAUGCUAAUGCAGUUCCGUGAUUUAAAAAAAUAUUGGAAUGUGGAUAAAAUAGAUUGGAGCAUAUGGGUUAGUACCUAUGUAUUUACAGUAUGCUUUGCUGCUAACGUGGGACUAUUGUAUGGAGUUGUCUGCACUAUAGUUAUAGUGAUUUUCCGCUUCCAAAGAGCAAAGACACUGAGUUUGAAAAAUAUGAAAGAAGUGGAAUGUAAAUUCAAAACAGAAGCUGAUCAUGAAUCUUUACAACAGGUAAAGAUAGUUUCAGUGAACAACCCACUAGUAUUUCUGAAUGCCAAGAAGUUCCAUCAUGACCUAAUAAGGAUAAUCCAGAAGGAUAGUGCAAGCACCCAGCCACAUGAUGAUCUAAACAAGUGUGAACAGAACACGUUGCUCAAUCCAGUAUCCAAUGGAAAUUGUCAUGGUGAGCUGUCAUUACAGCCAUGCCCCAACGAGAGAUGUGCUUUAAUAUUAGACUGCAGUGGACUGACUUUCUUUGACUAUACCGGAGUCUCUGUGCUUCUUCAGAUUUACAUGGAUUUUAAAAACAGAAGUAUCGAUGUGUUACUAGCACAUUGUAAAGCGUCCUUGGUAAAAGCAAUGCAGUACAGUGGAAAUCUAGGAUCUGAAAAUCCUAUCUUCUUUGAAUCUGUUUCCUCUGCAAUUGGUGCCAUUCAUUUAAACAGGAAUUUCAGCAAACUCAGUGAUCACAGUGAAGUGUGAAGUCUACAUGACGCAGGCUGGCUAUUUUGAUCUGCUAACAUACAGAAUGAACUACGGCAUUGCUUUUCCUUACAUCUUUUUUCAUGAGAUCACGUAGGUAGUAUUUUGUAUGCCAAAUAUGUUUAAUAGACAUCAGUGCUGCCAAAGAUUUCUCUUCAGCUACCGCUGCUGAGAGAGUGUUCAUACAAUGGAUUGUUCUAUUGUGGAUAUAUAUAUAUAGUAUUUUUGUACACGUUUAGAUACAAAAUAUUAGAAAGCAGACAUGGGAUAUCAACAUUUUAUUACAGUGAUUUAUAUUGUUUUAGCUCAUUCUAUAGUAACUUAAUUUGUAACACACAACUAUAGUUUUGUGCAUGGAAGAGUAAGACAUUAUGAACUUUUGCAAAUGAUCUGUAGUGACUGGUGCAGUAUAUGCAGCAUACCAUAUACAAAACCCAAAUUUGUUUCGAAUAUCUGCUUUAAUCCUUUUCUUCUUAAAACCAAACACAUGCAAUAGCAACAUCAUAUUGUAUAACCCUGUGCACUUAACCCAGUCCUGCAUUUCUUGCACACUUAAUCCUUGUAUACUAUUUAAUGCCCAAUGGGAGUUUUGGGUGUGCAAAGAAUAUACUGGCUUAGUACAUGUUAUCAUGUCUCCCUCCAAAGACCGGUGCCAGUGACUAUUACAGCUUGCUGUUUUGUUAAACCAGAGGAGUUCGUUAGUUCAAGUGUAAGAAGAGGCUUUUACUUUUGGUUCUAAAGGUCCCAGGUUUGAUCCUCACUGAUGCGUGUGGAGUCUGCAUACGUAUGUGACUCUGGCUCAAAACACAAUCUCAGGCCCAAGAAUAUUAUGGGCCACACUCUCAAUUUGUAUAAAUCCACAUAGCUCCAUUGACUUUAAUGGAACUGCACAAAUUUACACCACUUGAGGAUCUAGCCAAAACAUCAUAGCAUGGAACAGAUUUUCAAAAAUAGGCCUAAAAUUGCACAUGCAGGACAUAUAUUUUAGUGGGCAAAUGAGCAAUUAUCCACUAUGCAGGUGGGAUAAUGAUGUGUUCAGCUGCCCAGUUGCACAUGUAAAGGUGGGUCUUGUACAUAGAAGCAGAUGCAUGAACAUUUUUGGGACAGCAAUUUGAAAGUUUGGCUUUGUAAAUUCUGGGUCAGAUUUACCAGAGUAAAUCAGUGUGUGCUGGAGUGGGGCAGUGUACAGCGUAAUCUGUCCCUCUGUAAAAUUGAGAAAUUGGCCUAAUUUAUUAUUAACCUUCUGAUUAAAAAAUGAAGUGAUUACUAGAGUGCACUGAUAGCUAUGUGUUAUCUAGUUCCUUCUUUCUAAAGGUAAAUGUUAGUGUCAUUAAAUUAAGUCCCCAAAGCAUUGCAAAAUAAGGCAAGAUGACUCUUUGUAGCUAGUCUGAGGUACCUUCAAUGCUUUAUUUACACUUUACUGAUUUGCUGUUUAGUCAGAAGUACUGAAGUCUCUCCCAAGAGAUUAUUGGUUCCAUAUCACAGAGACAGCACCCACUAUUUAAUUUUCAGGUAGUUCAUUUAUAUUGUAAUGUGCUGGAUAGUGUGUAUGUAUACGAUUGCUCCUUUACUGGAUGGAAUCACAGCUGCUCCACUGUUUGUUAUUGGUGCUAACCUGUUAACCGUUAAAGGAAAUUCUCUUUUAGUUCAAGUGCUACUGCUUGUUAGGAUCUGUCCUUCUGGACCAGAAUCAUCUGAGUUCUCUCUCCAUGUUCCAAAUGGCUAUGAUACGCAGCAUAGUGACAACCAGGGGAAGCGGGGAAGGAGAAGGGAAGAAGAGGGCAACAGGUAUGGAUGGUCACAGGACCUCAAGGGGUAGACAUCUCAUGUCGAGGGAAAGGUAGCCCCAUUGGGGGACUAGUCACUCAAACCUCAGAAGAGGCACACGAAAAGGUUUAUGAACCUGUCAGAGAACUAGGUUUGAGAUUUGUGCUGGCUCUGAGUUUCAUCACAAAAGGUUUGAGAUUUUAACAUAAUUUUUCAUCAAAUUUUUAAAAUUUACUUUAAAAACGGGGAAAACGACAACAUUUUUGCCAGAAUGGUUUCUUGUUUCAAUCAGCCCAAAGUUGCUCUACUAGUUUGAGGUCUGACUUGAGUUUCAUUAAAAUUUGCAAUAUGUUAUAGAUUGUUGUAAGCAGCUGUGACAGUCAAGACCAUAACACACAAGUCACAUUACAACUGAAAACAAUGUGCAAUACAGAAUAAGAUUAUUCCAAAAACAUUUACAACAUACAGUGCUGCUAUGUAUUUAUGUAUCUGUGAUACACACAGAAUGAAAGACAAAUGUGCUUAUGUAAAAGGGUCCAAGAAACCACAGUUCAAAUAUGUAUCUUGAAAUAUGUUGGAUAAUGCUGUUUACGGUUAUAGGUAUCGUGUGGUAUUUGUUGAUCUGUGAAACAACUGCAGUAAAAUGUGAGGGUCCAGUAAGUUAUAUAGCCCAGCAUGAGCCUACUUAAAAAACAGAAAGCAAGAGGAAAUGGGAGAGCAUAUAUUCCCCACAACACUCUCCCAGCCUCACUCUGAGCUGUGGAUUCCUUCCCCCACCGACUUAAAGGGAUAGGGAGGGUGAAAGGAAAGUGAGCAGGACACAUGACUUCUAAGAGUCAUUUUGGCAAAGCAGAGAGAAUGGUAGUGUCAGGCUGCCCUGUUCAGAUGGAAGGAAACAGGCAAGAUCAAAGUCCAGGCAGCCAGUUCCUGGCAGCAGAGUCUGGCUAGACUUUCCCUGCUACACCAAUCCCAACCAGUUAUCUCCAGCAGAUGUGUGUAUUGCAGGAGGCUAGGGAAUAUCACUGGUUCUUGACCCUCUGCAUGUCUAUGCCAUGGAUGGCUUUUCCCUCAUGUUUGUUCUGUCCCUUCACCUGAUUAAUAAAGAUUUUGGGGAAUGGAGGUGUAUAAUUCUGUAUUUCACAGGAUGUAGGAGAAUCCUAGAGUUGUUUCCCUCACUGCCUUGCAGAUGCUCAGAAGUUUCUUAGUCAGACUUUGUUAUGGUUGCAUUUAUAAAUGGUUUGUAAAGGGUUGAUUAAUAAAUGUUAAAAGCAUGUUACAGGCAUGGAUAGUAUGCUCUACAGGUAGUUGUAAGAUCAGUGUUCUAGAUGGUUGCAAGCAACAUGUUGCCUUGUUGAACUCUAUAACAGUCUGUAACAAUUGAUUAAUCAUUUGCUAAAACAGCUAUUAAUAAUUUAUUAACCCUUUGUAAACUAUUAUUAAAUGUACCCUUAAUUGUGGAAGCACCACUUGAAGUUCUAUAGUUAAGUUUUGCACAUAAGCAAGAGGUUGAUCCCCUUCUUUAUCUAUGAAAGAUGCAGCAUCUCCUCCCCAAAACUACAGCAUUUACUCUACUACAGAGUGCAUUUUCUGAUAACUUUAAAAUAAAUCGAUUAAUGAGUUUAACUUAGAAGAUAAUUAAAAAAGAGGGUUAUUUAAGAAAUUCAGCACUCGGCAUCAGAACAUUUUUUGUGUUGAAGUACCUUAAUAAUGGAACAAAAAAUGUGCCUCAAACUUCCCUUAUUGUUAAAACUCACUGAAAUUUUCUGCAUAAGCUUCAUUUGAAAACAUUUGGUAGGAUUAAUGGUCAUUUCUCCUUGUUAUUCUUCAUAACUAAAAGAUCCUCUUACAACAGGUGCUAAUGAAUAACAUUCUACUACAGAGAAUUCAACACAGAACUACCCUCUUUCAAAAUAGUUUCCAUUUCAUUAUUUUCAGUGAGACUAAGGUAAUGCCUUAGUGUAUGCAGUCUUGUUGUAGCUGUGUUGGUCCCAGGAUAUUAGAGAGACAAUGUGAGUGAGGUAAUUCCUUUAUUGGACCAACUUCUGUUGGUGAAAGAAAAGCUUUUGAGCUACACAGAGCUCUUCUUCAAGUCUGGGAAAGAUACCCAGAGGGUAUGUCACUGUAGUUAGACACCUGCAGCUGGCCCAUACCAGAUGAUUUGGGCUCGUGGGGCUUGGGCUAAGGGGCUGUUAAUUGCAGUGUAGACGUUUGGGCUUGGGCUGCAACCCAUGCUCUGGGAUCCUUAACCCAAGCUCACAACCCUGAGUCAGCUGGCAUGGGCCAGCCGCAGGGUUUUAAUUGCUGUGUAGACAUGCCCAGAGUGUCAGAGCUAAAUACAAGAUUGAACAGAUAGCUUAACAUAAGUGAUUUGCACAUAUUUUAAGGGACCAUUCAAGGUAAAGUGGCCCAUUAGCACCCCUGUAGUCAUAGGAUAUAAAGGGGAUUAGUGGGUUACACAUUGUUGUAAUAAGCCAUAAAUCCAGUGCCUUUAUUA
This is a messenger RNA of Chrysemys picta bellii (western painted turtle), 6472 nucleotides long. RefSeq names its product solute carrier family 26 member 7 (gene SLC26A7). The record is from RefSeq and is a predicted model, not a curated record. Gene Ontology annotation, cellular component: plasma membrane. Gene Ontology annotation, molecular function: bicarbonate transmembrane transporter activity; sulfate transmembrane transporter activity; oxalate transmembrane transporter activity. Gene Ontology annotation, biological process: transmembrane transport. NCBI's taxonomy places the organism in Eukaryota, Metazoa, Chordata, Testudines, Emydidae.